CUCCUGCAACACUUUGAAGGAAUUGAGCAGUACUUAUUAUAUCGACAAUUUCGGGACAAUUUUGUCACAACUUAUAUAUUUAAUUGCAUCUUCACAGAUCUCUGCAAUGUUAGUUUUCGGUGUCAACCAUGCAGAACAUUUUUCCAAAACAAUCCCGAAAUUUCUAAAGGAUAAUUUUACAACAAUUUUAAUUCCCUGUGCGUGUCGUAUUGAAAUCACAGCACUCCCGCUGUGAGGGCGACAGGGGUCAUGAGGAAAUGCUCCAAGGAAAGUUGACACAAUAUUAGCAAAUAUUUGCCGGAAGGAUCUAGCUUUUCAUGUUUCUGUCAAAGGUAGGUUGUAGCACAAUUUUCAAACAAAGAAGCUUUGAAAUAGUUCCACGACAUAACACUUAGCGCAUUUAUGGUAUAAUUACGUGUCUACUUUAGUGUGAAGCGCAAUUGAACAUAGACCAAGUCUGACAACAAAAGCAUUGAGUAUUAUAUUUUUAAUACAUAAUCUUUCAAUUGGUUUUCGUUAGUUAGUUAGUUAAUCAUAUAAACAGAAUAUACAGAUGUUCAUAGUUUGUUGGUAGUGGUAUUCAUAUGCCAAUUUAGAUUGUAGUGGUUCUGCAUCGAUAGAUUUCUAAAUGUAACUGUAUCGAUCACUACAUAUAAUCUAUAUAUCUUCAACAGCACUGCACGUACGACUGUGUCAUUUUAUAUAUCCAGUUUACAUGAUCAUAUAAAAUAUACAUCACUCUGUUUCUUCAUUAAUAAUAAUCUUUACUACCCAUCUUAGGUUUACAAAUACAAUAUAUGCUUUUACAUAUAGAUGAUUAAAUUUAACUAUAUUAAAAAUUUAUAAUAUAUUUAUAAUAUAAUUAUAUGCAAUGUUAAAAAUCUAAAAUUAGAAAAUAAUGUGCCUCGUAGUUAUAAAUAUGUUCUAAGCAAUAGCGAUGGCAUAAAAAGAAUGUUUAUGUCUCUCUUGAUCUAUGUAAGUAGUUUUGGAAUAAUUUAUCAUACAGUCCGUCAUUCUGUCAUAUUCUAUUUUGUCGCAAUUAAUUUUCAUUAGCUGCACACUCCGGUGGUAUAAUAAUUACUAUUCAUUCAAAAACUAUCACCAAUAAAAUGUUGUAUAGUUUAACAAUUAGAAACAGUUCGAAGUGAUUGGUAACAUUGUGUCUUCGUGUUCGUCUACUCUAGAUAAAGUAGAUAUUAUUCUACAAAAGAAAAAUGACAAGUACAGAUGAUUUAGAUGACAUCUUAGAAGGUCUUUCGUACGAGGAUCUUCAAGCAUUGUCAGAUGAAAUCGACCCAGAGGUAGGCUAUGAGAAGUUCCCUGACUUCACCGUAUUGUUCAAACCCUAAAGUGUUUCCCCGUUGCUUAAAAUCCUACAUGUCCUCUAAACCCAAACUUGUGCCAAUAUGAUUCCACCCUCCUGAUUUCGUUCUAGCAAUGAUUUCAAUUUCGUUCCAGCAUCGUUUCAACCGCGUUCCAACAUCGUUAAUAUCCCGUUCUGACACAGUUCUAACUUCGUUCUGACCGAGUUCUAGCUUCAUUCAUACCCUCAUUCCCCGUUCCAACCGCGUUAUAACGAAGUUCCAGCCUCGUGCUAACUUCGUUCCAACCGCGUGCUGACUUCGUUCCAGCCGCGUGUUAACUUCGUUCCAACUGCGUGUUAACUUCGUUCCAACUGCGUGUUAACUUCGUUCCAACUGCGUGUUAACUUCGUUCUAACUUCGUUUCUAACUUUAUUCAUACCUCCAUCCAACCCCGUUCUAACUUCGUUUUAAAAUCGUUCUAAACGUGUUCUAACGUCGUUUCAGCAUCAUUCUAACUGCGUUUCACUACGUUUGUUCCAACUUCAACCCCGUUCUAACUUCGUUCCAACCGUGUGCUAACUUCGUUCCAAUUGCGUGUUAACUUGGUUCCAACCGCGUGCUAACUUCGUUCCAACUGCGUGCUCACUUCGUUCCAGCCGCGUGUUAACUUCGUUCCAACUGCGUGUUAACUUCGUUCUAACUUCGUUUUCUAACUCUAUUCAUAUCCCCAUCCAACCCCGUUCUAAUUUCGUUUUAAAAUCGUCCUAAACGUGUUCUAACGUCGUUUCAGCAUCAUUCUAACUGCGUUUCACUACAUUUGUUCCAACUUCAACUCCGUUCUAACUUCGUUCCAACCGUGUGCUAACUUCGUUCCAACUGCGUGUUAACUUCGUUCCAACUGCGUGUUAACUUCGUUCCAGCCGCGUGCUGACUUCGUUCCAGCAGCGUGUUAACUUCGUUCCAACCGUGUGUUAACUUCGUUCCAACUGCGUGUUAACUUCGUUCUAACUUCGUUUUCUAACUCUAUUCAUACCCCCAUCCAACCCCGUUCUAAUUUCGUUUUAAAAUCGUUCUAAACGUGUUCUAACGUCGUUUCAGCAUCAUUCUAACUGCGUUUCACUACGUUUGUUCCGACUUCAACCCCGUUCUAACUUCGUUCCAAUCGUGUGCUAACUUCGUUCUAAUCGCGUGUUAACUCCGUUCCAAACCACGUGCUAACUUCGGGUUGGGGUUAGGGUUAGGUGCCGCGAAUUUAUCAUAUUAACGACCUUAAGCAAACAGGACGGCAACGCGACGACGACGGCUAUUCACACAAUGAUAUUCCUGAUCUCGUACAAAAGAAAUGAAUAAUCAAAAGCCUCACAGGAGUUAGAGACGUUGUGUUAGGGCUUUUUACAACGGCAAAACAGAGACUUUCACGUCUCGUGUACAACGCAAACAUACCAAGACGCGACAAGUGAAACUACAAAUUUGUUCGCAGAAGCGUGUUUAACCAUAAAACCUUUGUUUUAGUCUCAUCAAACUGAACUCAAUUCAUAUACACAUGCUGAGUGGAUAAUACACAACAACUCUUCUUCGCAAUAAUUUAUUUGAAGAAGUUUGUUUUGGCUGUCGUCGUUGCGUUGCCGUCGUACAUGCUUAAUUAAGGUCGCUAUUGAUAAAUUCGGACGUGUUUAACAAUUUACUCAUAGAGUAAAUUCAAAGUUAGAGCGCAUGCUGUAACUUCGUUCAUACUGCGUGUUAACUUCGUUCCAACUACGUGCUAACUUCUUUCCAACCGCGUGUUAACUUUGUUCCAACCGCGUGCUAACUUUGUUCCAGUCGCGUGUCAACUUUGUUCCAAUCGCGUGCUAACUUCAUUCCAGUCGCGUGCUAACUUCGUUCCAGUCGCGUGUUAACUUCGUUCCAACUACGUGCUAACUUCUUUCCAAACGUGUGCCAACUUUGUUCCAACCGCGUGCUAACUUCGUUCCAGUCACGUAUUAACUUCGUUCCAACCGCCUCCUAAUAUUAUUCUAAUUUCGCUCCGACCUCGUUGAAACCUAUAAUGACGCGUUGCAACAUUGUUUAAAAGACAGUUCUUUCAAACCUUGUGUCAACUUCGUUUGAAGCGAGUUUGAACGUUGCUGCAAGUCUAACUUCUAUCAGCCUAACUUCGUUCCAACCGCGUGCUAACUUUGUUCCAACCACGUGUUAACUUCGUUCCAGUCGCGUGUUAGCUUCGUUCCAACUACGUGCUAACUUCGUUCCAACUCCGUGCUAACUUCGUUCCAACUCCGUGCUAACUUCGUUCCAACCGCGUGCUAGCUUCGUUCCAGCUGCGUGUUAGCUUCGUUCCAAACGCGUGCUAACUUCGUUCCAGUCGCGUCGUAACUUCGUUCCAACCGCCUUCUAAUAUCAUUCUAAUUUCGCUCAAACCUCGUUCAAAUUUGUAAUUACCAGAUGCGUUGCAACAUUGUUUCAACUUCUUUCAAACCUCGUGCCAGAUAACUAGCCUGCCACGCAGGCGGCUACUAGAUAACUAAUCUCCACUUCUUAACUUUGUAAAAUGUCUAGUAUUUAAUUUAUUAUAAUUGUAAUAUUUAUGCAGAUAGUAAACAAGGCCCUUUGAAAAGCAGAUCAUCUGAAAGGCUGAUGAAGGCCUUUGAAACGUGUUUGGAACGAGAUUGGAGCAAGGUUCAAACUCGCUUCGAACGAAGUUAGAUGCUUUUUGAAGGAAUUAAAAGAUAUAGAGUUGACGUCUCUUUGAAUUUGAUCAUCUAGACUAUACCAGCUCACGGCUCCUCUGUAAGAAAAACUUCUCAAUCAUGCGAAAGUUAGUUUUGGGCUUAUCCCUGGCUUAUCUAACAAUAGAUUUAUAUGGUUGCUGCGCAAGUAAUAAACGUGAAAUAUCGCAACUGUUAAACAUUUGGGUCAAUCACCAAUCAAUAUAUCUCGUCAUUGUUUGUUUGAUAGCACGAGCUGCUACCAGUUCACGAACGUCAACUCCAACCAGAAUCGUCACGCAAGUUCGACAUUCAUGAUCGGAUCAAAGAGAUGGAAAAACUCUCCGUGGAGAGCAUCGAAGGUGACAAUUUUCUUCCGCUUCAUGGUCGAAACUACAAACCGCAAACCACGGUUAAAGAGAAAGAGCCAGAAGUUCACCUUCCGGAUGAGUGGGACGAAGCUGUCAAUCAAGCGAAUGAGAAAGACCUACAGGAGCUGGCAGGUGGGUUUCAGGAAGCGUUAUCAGUGCAGGAAAUGGUGGUUAAAUACUUAGGGCCUGUUUAUACAAGCCCAGAUAACCUGGAGAUCUGCAUGCGCUUUGUUAACGCACAUAAAAUUCCUUUUUGGAUUCAUACGGGACUGACCGAGCCAGCCCGGGAUCUGCGCUACAUGUCAAGUGGGAUAAAAUUUUCCAUACGAUGGUGCUUAGUAAAAGCCAGCUAAGAUAUAUUUCUCUUCUUUUCAAGGUAUUUUGGGUGUUCAUAGCUUGCUAACCCAGGAACAAAGUACAUCCUCAGAAACAUCACAAAUGAGAGAAGCACUACGUGAGUUAGACGAGAAAAAAGGUGAGUAUCUUGUGAUGUAGAAAUCAGGGUGCAUCCCAGAUCAGUGUCACCUAAGGUCAGUCUCAUGUAACCAUUUAUCAAACUCUAAAACAUUUAGAUGAGCGAUACGAGCCAUCCCGAGGCGUUGCAGAUCACUACGGAGAAAUACAGCAACUUGAUGUGAGCGGUUUGUUCAGAAGACUGAAGGAGUUCGACAACACUCUGACAGAAAUUACUUUGAAUAAUAUGAAAGAAGUGGAUGACGUUUUGAUGGCUGUUGCUGACUUUCUUGCCAGAAUGGACUGCGUGACGAAAAUUUCAGUGGCAAACACGAAAAUGAACAAUACUAUUGGAUUGGUAGGGAGACGUUCCUUAUACCUUUAUCUUUUGGCUAUGGCCUUCAGGCCACGCUAUAUUACUCUUUUGUAUUUUAAUAUAGUAUACGCUACAUUUGUAAUACAUUCACAUAUACCGAUUUGAUACUCUGUUCCAACGUGCCACCGCUUCCCAGAUUUGCUUGAUAAUGGUACGGAGGAAGUGGCUAACAAUGACUUAACUAUCCCUUGUUAAACAUGAUCACACUGUCGCCUUUUAGCCCAAAUCACAAUGUUGUUACUUAUGCAAUUAAGUAAAUUCAGGUUUUGUUCUUUUUAACUUUUUUGUACAUAUAGAAAUUUGCAGAAGCGCUGAAAAAUAACAAGAGUCUUGUACAUUUGAACAUGGAAUCUAAUUUGCUCUCUGGUGAUGUUGUAGUGGUAAGUGAAUCUGUCACUUUAUUUGUAUCUGUAUUUGAGCUUGUGGAACUCAUUAAUAAUUCAUGAAGAAAACACAAAGAAAUCAUGACCGUGAAGAUACAAAAUCAUGCUGAUUUAUAUAAACUUUAUUUUUAAAUUGUUGAAGACGUACGAAUGUUCUCAUCAAGACGUUUCACCGAUAGAACACGGUCUUUCAUGUUGUAGAGUAGUUAUCAAACAUUUCGUGUUUAACCGUUUUCUAGCUUGACUGUUUCCUAUGACGUUAUCAUUUCUUGAUUUUCAGUUAUAUUCUUUCUUAACUUUUAGAACCUACUUGAAGCUCUUGAAAACAACACAACACUAAAAGAGCUGAAAGUUGCCAACCAGGUAAAAACCUGCAUUUGUCUACUGAUAAUAAUUAUCAGACAUCAUUGCUUUUUAGCAGGGGAUUGAGUGUCUCAUUCACUGGUGGGCGGAUUUCCCAACAGGCAAUAGUCCAUGGGGUUGAUAGAGGGUUCGAGGAAACUACCAUUUAACAUCCUUAUCUGAGAAGACACGAAAGUUUAAUUUGGUGGCUAAAGCUCCUCAGAUAUUUUCAGACCUUGAGUAGCGGUCCGACCGGGUCUUCCAGCUUAAAUCUCUUCUUCCCAUUCUUGCAGUCCAAGGCAGCGGGUGCAAAGAAUGAACGGGAAAUGGUAAAGAAACUCGAAGCGAACGAGACUCUACUCAAGUUUGGACAUGCAUUUCUGACUCCAGGCAUGGGGAACAUGGCUUCAAGAUGGAUUUUAAGAAACAACGAUAAAGGUAUAGAUAGAACUUGUGUGUGCAUGUCUUUAUCUGUUAGCACGAGAACUUCAAAAUAUCAAACGUAUUAAUACGAGAAUUUGUAGAACAAAUGGACAUUGCCCAAUGACAAAUUGAGAAAAUUUUGGUCAAAUUUGGAUGAUAAAUUAGCACAAGUCUUGCUUUACCCUGUGGAGGAAACUAAAUGCGUAAUUAUCCAACUUAAUUCCCUAGUGAAGAUAUGCAGUCUGUGUAGCCUGCAUGGCAGGCGGUCCCUAAAAUCGGGCAAGGCUCACCAUGGUCUUUGGCUACAAUCUGUGAGACUCCGAGAGGUCUCUGGUCUUUCAAUGGUUUUACUUCAUAUGUAUUUUCAUGUAGCACGAAAAGCACGCCAAGCAGCAGCCAUGAAAUAAUCUGUCAAUGAUGGAAGUUGUGAAUGAACCGAACACUGAGGGACCGGGACACUAAAGCUCGCUUGAAAUCAUGGAUGAGAUAGACAGCACGAAGCGAAGUGGGACAUAGUUAUAAAAUCGCUAAUGAAAAGAUGCUGUACUGUAUAUAUAAUGUGUUAUUUUUAUAUUGCAAAUAAUAUGAAAUAAAAUUUCUAACUUGUAUGAUCGGCGUUUAAAUAUAACAAAUAUUUUAAUGCUAAAAUUUAUACAAUACCUUACAUUACAUUAUUAUGGACAAAUAAACGUUGAGGCAAACAAUUUUAGAUUUCGUGUGAACCUAGCAUUUGCAUGGGGGAUAUUUUACAAACGAUGCAAAACUGUUCAAUAUGUACAUCAUUAACUAACUACCUAACUAAAAUAUUGGUUUCAUUAAGAGUUACACUGGUGAUCAACUUCAACUUCUUUUAUAUUUAAAGGAGCAAGUAAAUAAGAAUUCAAAUAUUUUCUUUUUCUUUUAACAACCAAAUUGACCCAGGGAUAGUUUGGCUGAGGGGGGGGAGGUGCGCAACCUCCCCCCCCCCCUACAUCCAUUCUCGAGUUGACCACCAUUACUGUAGAUAGCGCUUUCUGAAACCCCCUAUUUAACUAGACCUGUUCAUUUCCAUCCAUACACUUCUGCUUGGCAGUUUCCCCACAAUUCCACGCGACUUUUCUUCAGUUCUUGUGCUGAAAUUGGAGAUUUUUCACGCCUGCAUUAAUCUUUCAAAUAUUUUUCAAGACAUCAUAUUAUAAAUUAUGCUCUAAAAAUGAUAACACGGACGCCUCGUAAUGUUCGGAAGCCCUCGCUUGUCGUAUUCCAUGACGUUCCCUUGGAUAAACCUUAA
Molecule: messenger RNA, 7627 nt
Organism: Paramuricea clavata
Lineage: Eukaryota; Metazoa; Cnidaria; Anthozoa; Malacalcyonacea; Plexauridae
Source: the annotation of a GenBank genome assembly